UGAGUGUCGGCGUGAAGUGGUGCCGCAGGCACGCAAAUGCCACCCUCUGAUCACACCGCCAGGGCCUUUGGGGCCUAGGCAGCGUGCCUGAUUGAGCAGCGCGGCCGGCUGCAGCGCUGCCUCGGCCCAGACAGCCCCGCUGCCCUGCCGCCUCCCGCCUGCGCCUCCGCCUCGGCUACCAUGCUAUCACUGCUGGGGGCGGCUGUGGUUGGCUGGCUGGGCUGGCGGGCAUGGCAGCAGCUGCAGCAGUGGCUUGCAAAGCUGAGGGUCCUGAGCGCGCUGCCGCACCCCAGCACCACCGCCACCCUGACGGGCUCCCUGGAACUGAUCGCCGACAGAGACCACAUGCACCACGCCCUGGGCCGUGCGGCUGCCGAGCUCGGCGGCCUGUGCUAUGUGCGCAUCCUGUGGCAGCCGCUGGUGGUGGUCACCGACCCGGCGCUGUGCCAGCAGCUGCUGAGCGCCGCCAUGGACCUGCCCAAGGACCCUGGGCCCUACCACUCCUUCAACACGCUCACCAGCCCUGGAGGCCGCACCCCCAACAUGCUGGGCCACACAGCCAGCCACGGCUACUGGCACCUGGUGCGCAAGGGCGUGGCCGGCGCCUUCUCGCCGCGCAACAUCCGCGGCCAGUUCCCGCACGUGCUGCGCCUGGCGGACCAGAUUGCGGGCAUCCUGCGCGGCGCGGGGCCCGCCGCCGUCCUGGAUCUGGACAACCUCCUGCAGCGGGAGGCCAUGGACGUGAUCGGCAGGAUUGGCUUCCAAACCGACUUUGGCGCGCUGGAGGCUUAUGCCAGCGGCGCCCACGGCGGCGGGCCACUCCACGUGGCCAGCGUGUUUGAGACGACCAAGGGUGCGGCGCUGGAGAUCGCCAAACGGUGGAGCCAACCGCUGCGCACGCGGGUGUGGCGCCUGAUCCCGGAUGCGCGGCGCGGCGAGGCCUGCCUGCGCGCAGCCCAGGCGCGCAUGCGGGCGCUGCUGGCAGAGCUGAAGGCACGCGGCCCGCCGGCGGAGGAUGACGCAUCCAUCGCGGCGCACCUGCUGCGCAUCAGGGACCCUGCCACCGGCCGACCCCUGACCGACGAGCAGCUGGCGGGGGAGGUGGGCCUCAUGUUCUUUGCCGGGUUUGAGACGACCGGCCACACCAUGGCCUGGGCGCUGUUCCUGCUGGCCAGCCACCCGCAGGCCGCCGCCAGGGUGGCCGCCGAGCUGGAUGAGCAUGGCCUGCUGGUCAUGCCGCGGCGCCCCCGCCCCCGCCAGCUCGAAUAUGCCGACCUCUCCAAGCUCAAGUAUCUGGGCCAGGUGCUGAAGGAGAGCAUGCGGCUGGUGCCGGUGGUGGCGGGCGGCACGGCGCGCAGGAGCGCCAAGGAGCUGACGCUGCGGGGGCACCGCAUCCCCGCAGGAACGACGCUCAUCGUGGGAGGCAUCGGCCUGCACCUGAGCAGCCACAACUGGGAGCGGGCCGACGAGUUUCUCCCCGAGCGCUGGGAAGAGCCCGGGGCAGAGUACUGGCCGGGGGACAUGUGUCCGGCGCGGGCCGGCACGCGCCCCGAGGGGAGCAGCGGCAGCACCGGUGCAUCCACCAGGCCGUUGGGUGGGGAUGAGGAGGAAGAGGAGGGCGACGGCGCUGGUGCUGCUAGCGCCAGCGGCGCCUGGACCUUGGUGGACAGCGACAGGCCGCCGCUGAGGUUUGCCCCCUUCUCUCAGGGCCCCCGCAUCUGCAUCGGACAGCACCUGGCCAAGAUGAAUGCCACCGCCACGCUGGCCCUGCUGCUGUCGCGGUUCACGUUUGAGCUGCCGCCGGAGCUGCGGGGCCCUGGGGCGCUGUGGGACUUGCAGGCACGCCAUUGCCGGCAGCAGCGGCAGCGCUUGCCUGUGGCCGUGCCGCCUGCAAUGUGCAAUGAAGUCGAGCAGGCCAUCGGGCGUGUGCAGGUCAGCCAGGUCAGCAAGGAUCUGCUUGUAGUGGUGGCGCAGCAGCGGGAAGUUGAGGCGCUGCGCUUUGCCGCCCUUCUGCAGCAGGCGGUCGAUGUCGUAGGCCAUGCCGGCCUCCUCGGGAUGGCCGCUAGGAUGGCUUUCAAUCGCAUCGCAGUGAUAGCGGUGCUGCUGUGCAGAACAAAAGCCGAUUGCCUCAGGCAGGCGUGA
Messenger RNA from Chlorella variabilis, 2142 nucleotides. RefSeq lists its product as hypothetical. Lineage: Eukaryota; Viridiplantae; Chlorophyta; Trebouxiophyceae; Chlorellales; Chlorellaceae. Gene Ontology annotation, molecular function: monooxygenase activity; iron ion binding; heme binding. Bases 181 to 2142 code for a protein of 653 amino acids. The transcript has 11 exons. The record is from RefSeq and is a predicted model, not a curated record.